AUGUGGUGUAUUACAAUAUUUUUCAUAGUUUUGUGUCUAGGAAGUACUCUACCUCAGGAUCAGCAAAUAGUUUCCGAAUCAGACGCAGUUACGAAGUUCGAAUCCGUGACGGAAUCGUUGUCAGUUUCGGACGAAGCAUAUGUAAACGCGCGGGCCCGGCCGGAACUGCGAUACCUGCCUUCAUGCAGUCAAUGCAGUUGCGGCGAACGUAAUGAAGAGCCUCGCAUCGUGGGCGGGUCCGCGGCCAGCAUGAACGCCUUCCCGUGGCUGGCGCGGCUCAUCUACCACAACGCUUUCGGCUGCGGGGCUUCCCUUAUCAAUGAUAAAUACGUCGUGUCCGCUGCGCAUUGUUUGAAGGGUUUCAUGUGGUUCAUGUUCCGAGUGACUUUCGGCGAGCACGACCGCUGCGACAAGAACACGAGACCUAUCACCCGUUACGUCACAAAAGUUAUAGCCCACAACUUUUCUCUCUCCGACCUGAGCAAUGAUAUCGCCCUGCUGAAGAUCAGUUCACCGGUUACGUACUCUCACGCUGUUCGGCCAGUGUGCUUGCCGAAGUAUCAAGGAAGAUCCUACGAGAAUUCAAUCGCAACAGUAUCUGGCUGGGGCGCAACCGGGGAGACUAAGAACUGGUCAUGCACACUCCUAGAGGCCGAGUUACCUGUUCUUAGUAACCAGGAGUGCAGGCACACUAAGUACAACGCUUCCAGGAUCCAGGAGGCGAUGCUCUGCGCCGGGUUCCCGAAGACGGCACAUAAAGAUGCUUGUACUGGUGACAGCGGUGGGCCUCUUAUCACCGAAAAUGCAGAUCACGUUUAUGAACUUAUAGGUAUCGUCUCCUGGGGCUACGGCUGUGCGAGGCUUGGAUAUCCAGGCGUCUACACGCGGGUCACGAAAUAUUUGGACUGGAUCAGAGACAACACCGACGACGCCUGUUACUGUAGGGACCAGUAGAGUCUCCCUUUGGGAAGUCACAUCAAACCUCAGUCACCAAUUAUAGUGUUCCUUUGGAACACCAGCCGGCCUCGCCAAGGUGACAAUCGCUAUCGCUACGACAACGAAACACUUUGUGUCUUUCUAUCACUCUUCCAUAUU
Cydia strobilella is the source of this 1095-nucleotide messenger RNA. RefSeq names its product trypsin-1-like. Gene Ontology annotation, biological process: proteolysis. The record is from RefSeq and is a predicted model, not a curated record. Gene Ontology annotation, molecular function: serine-type endopeptidase activity. The coding region runs from base 1 to 954 and encodes 317 amino acids. NCBI's taxonomy places the organism in Eukaryota, Metazoa, Arthropoda, Insecta, Lepidoptera, Tortricidae. The transcript is spliced from 7 exons.